AUGCCUCCCAAGCGCAGAGUUCGUGGCGAGGACGAUGACAUGCCCGCCAUAUCACGGGGCGGUGCCGCAGUCACCUCUAGCCUGCCUCCCUUGGCUUCGCGAUUAGACACGUCGUACGGAUCUGCGCCCUCGACUGCUUUGCGCAAUACUCGACGAGGCCAGAGACGUGAUUUGCAGGCCAUCAUCAAGGAAACACUCCACGACAGCGACGACCCUGAUGACCCAGAUGACGACGAUGACGACGGCCAUGAUGACGAUCAAGACGGCCAUGACGGCCGUAAUGAGCGCAGCAGGAGCGCCAAAACUGACCACCUGCCGCUCAAGAAAUCGCCCACUCCUAAACCAGAACCUCGACCCAGACCUGCUCGCAAAGUUCAACCUGCUCCCAGUCCUGAUCCGGACCCGGAUCCCGAUUCCGAGCCUGAUUUCGGCCCCGGGCGGGAUUCAUCCGAGUCGCCCGAACCGCCAAGAGACCCGUCACCAGACCCGCCCAUUGCUCAGAGAUCAUUGAGACAACGCCUGCUCCCUGGCAGAAUCGGUAAGUACAGCCUGAGACGGUCCGCCACCUCCCUCACCGUCGUCUCACUUCUCUUGCUGAACCCUACCCCAGGUCCAUCGGGCGAAUAUCACCAAGGCGCGACUUCUCCUCGUCGGCAAGUUUUGCCCAAUGUUGCUCCCCCUCGAGGCCCGAGUCCACCGCCCCAACAGCCUUCGACACAAGGCGUGGCCUCCAAAGGCCUUGCACCACCAGCUCCCACCAGUCGAGGUCUGUCUCCAUCCAAAGGCAACACCUUGGCUCCCAGCUCGCGGUCUGUAUUUGCGCGCGCCAUUUCCGAACAGUCUGCGGAACCAACGCACGCGCUCGAUUCAAUUCGCAGUUUUGGACAGGAGAGUUCCCUCUAUGGGGGGGCUGCUAUCGAGUCAACUCCAUCUCGUCUUUCCCUCUCGCCCGAGGAGUCGGAAGAAGAAGAACCGCCCUUGCUACCGAGGCCGCCACGUAGUAACCACCCCGACCAGUUUCGGGGAACAGUACGAGACCCAAUCGGUGAGGUUGUUCAUCGGCCUGAACCGCUAGACUCGCCUCGAGACAAACCAGCCCGCCAAUUACAACCGGAACCACCCAGCACACCUCCUGCGCAACGUUUCCGACUUCAGAGUGAGUCUCGUCCCCGCGAAUCCCUGGAUCGGUCUAUUGCACGCUUUUCCGUCACUCGAGAUUCGCCUCGCACCAACACCGUGUCGCGCGCACUUUCGGCAGAGCCCGCUCCAAGUUCGCCUGCGACCAGGUCAAGCUCAAUGCGCCCAUCAAGUCGGGCGGCCGAUCACUUGCCCACUACGAACCGUUUCUCAACUCGCCUGACAAACCAUGUUGCUGAGGAAGCGCCUACUGUCAGACAAGAAUUGAAAGGCCCAUCGAACCAUGCCAUCGAAGAGCCGUUCCAUCUUGACCACGUAUCUCGAUCUCAACUCUCACCCCGCCGACCACCGCAACAGGCCAGCCCCAGCCCAGACCGUCGAAAUGUGUGGCCGCCUGCCGUCAACGAGAAACCGGGAGCAGCCCGACGUUUGUUCGACUACCCACCGCCUGGCAACACUUUUGCUCCACGUCCCGGCAGAAUGGGAGGUCGCUCGGCAGGACCCUCCACAGCCAAACAGCCCAUCGAAGAUAGGGAUGGCCGCUCAGCCAUUGGGCCAAGCAGAUCGGGCUUGUUCGACUCCAGCAUGCAAGAAAAGAUUCGGCAAGAGCGGGAGCACGAGAAGGCUCAACAGCAUGCUCUCCGGAAAGAGCGAAACGCUCGUUUGAAAGCGUGGCCGCGCAUCUACAACACGGUGUACAGCUGGACACAUGCUCCACGCCCGGACAGCCCGCCUCCAAGAGACGAAGAUCCUUAUGAUUAUGACAGCCCCAUCGAACCUCCGCAACAGGUUCCUUGGAGCGAGUCCUCCUGGUCAACCUGGAUUUUGUUCAAGCUUGCCGACACGUUUGUGGAUGUUCUCAAUUUCCUCUUUUCGCCGCAUUCUUGGCAUAUCAAGGCUUUGAUCGGCAUCUUGCUGGUCUCUCUGCUUGGCUGGGGCGCUAUGACCGGCCUCAACUCGGCCCCGGCCCUGGGACCGGGCGGCAUUCAGUGGUACGGCCUAUCAGACAUAUCUCACAAUCUUGGGCAGUUCGUACCCCUGUGGAUGUCUCGACCAACUACCGUGUUCAGUGACGAAGACACGAGAGAGUACAUACAACAGCAACGCAACCACGAAUACGAACUUUCCAAUUUGGCCAAGGCCAGCAAGCUUCACGAAGGCUCAUUGUCCCGACUGGAGGAGAUUGUGCCCAAAGUUGUCCACAUGACGCUGGACAAGCGUGGGCGACCUGUCGUAGGAGAUGAUUUCUGGCAUGCCUUGCGCGACCUGAUGAAGAGCGACACGGAGAUAUUGACCAUGGACAGAGGAAGUGGCGGAUACUACUUCAUUUCCGAAGAGCACUGGCGGGCCACCAGAGACAGGUCCCUGAAGGACCCCGUGUACCAGACCGGGAUUGAGAAGAUUGCUCAGACCAAGUUCGACAAGUCUUGGGAGAAAUGGCUCAAGACGAAUGACAAGAAGGUAGCCAAGAUUCUCGAACCGGCCCUGGCGGCAUCCGUCCCAGAUAAGACAGGGAAGGAUCUGGAGUCCAAGAUUGAGAAAAUCGUCAAGGACCGGUUCAAGAACACGGACGCCAAGGACGUCGUCGUCACACGCAACGAGUUCAUCCGCCAUCUCAAAGGGGAAUUCGCUGCCCACCGUAACGAGGUGAAGGCCGAAGCCCAGGAGUUGCAGAAGAAGCUGGAGCACUAUGUCAACAACGCCAUCAAAUCCGCCUCGGAGCAGACCCCGCCCGCGGGUGUUUCCCGUGCCGAGAUGGCCCAUGUCGUUGACGGCAUGAUACGCCAGGCCAUCGCAAAUGCCGGCCUAGAGGCCCUUGCUCAGGGCAAGAUCGGGGCCACGUGGGACCGAGAACUUCGGCAUCAAGUCAACUUCCUCGGCCGUAACACCGGCGUGGGCAUUGACCCCGACCAAACCACACCUGACUACAACCCUCCCGUCCAGGGUAAGAUUUGGAGCCCUACCUGGUUCGGCGGAACUAAGCGAGCACCGAAGGCUCCCACCACGCCUGCGUCUGCUACACUGUGGAACUGGGAGGACGAAGGCGAUUGCUGGUGCGGCAGCGUGACUGUGGACAAGACUAGCGGACAUGAGCUCGGCGUCAGUGUCAGCUACCUCCUCGCCCACUACAUCAUUCCACAGCACGUCGUUGUCGAGCACAUCCUGCCCGGCGCCACGCUGGACCCCAACGCCAGGCCCAAGCAGAUUGAAGUGUUGGCCUAUUUCACAGAGCUCAACACCCGCAAUCGCGUCAUGGACUUUUCGACCGCUCAUUUUCCCGACGGCCAGAAGGUUCCCAGGGAUGGCUGGGUUCAGAUCGGCGCCUUCACGUACGAGAGCAGCGACGCGCUCAACGGGGUGUACGUCCACAAGCUCAGCCCCGAAUUGGUGUCCAUAGGAGCCGUCACGGAUCAGGUUAUCCUCCGAGCGGUCAGCAACUACGGCUCUGACCACACUUGCCUGUACAGGGUGCGUCUGUACGGUGAGAAGGCUUGA
Molecule: messenger RNA, 3633 nt
Organism: Colletotrichum graminicola M1.001
Lineage: Eukaryota; Fungi; Ascomycota; Sordariomycetes; Glomerellales; Glomerellaceae
Product: spindle pole body-associated protein sad1
Exons: 1
Coding region: 1-3633 (1210 amino acids)
Source: RefSeq, a predicted model, not a curated record